Triticum aestivum (bread wheat) is the source of this 1125-nucleotide messenger RNA. Its product is annotated as F-box protein At3g07870-like. NCBI's taxonomy places the organism in Eukaryota, Viridiplantae, Streptophyta, Magnoliopsida, Poales, Poaceae. Gene Ontology annotation, molecular function: protein binding. The transcript has 2 exons. The coding region runs from base 62 to 628 and encodes 188 amino acids. The record is from RefSeq and is a predicted model, not a curated record.
ACAGCCGAGCCAAGAGCCGAACUCGCAUCUGGCUAGAUAGCACUAGCGCAGGCGAUCAAGGAUGACACGGGAAUUGUCCGCGGACGUGCUCGUGAGCAUCGUCCAGCGGCUCCCUCCGAGCACCCGGCGGCUGACCCGCCUGGUCUGCCGGCACUGGUGUGACGUCGUGGACACGCGCACUGCGGAGAUGCAGAGCCGCGCCAAGCUUCUCGUGACCACCGGCGAGGGCUCCGCGUACUUCGUGGACGAUCCAUCAGCAGGGAGGCGCAGAUAUCUAUGGAAAAACAACGCCAGCCCCGGCGAAGGCAGCACGACGACGAUGGUCGUCGGCACCUGCAACGGCCUGAUCUGCCUCCGCGACAAGCGCAAGUCCGACGGCGCCAUCACUAUGGUCAACCCGGUCACCGGCGAGAGGCUGUCUCUCCCGCCGCUGCCGUCCGCCGCCGGCGCCCCGAAAAGGACCUGCUUCGUGGGCUGGGGCGAGGCGUAUGGCUUCGGAUACCACCCCUCCACCACCGGCGCCUCGGAAAGGGGCUGGCACGAGGCGGGUACCACCCCACGGCCGGGCGGCACAAGGUCGUGCAUGUGGACGCCUACGCUAGGAAAGGAAAGUUGCAGGAGCAGGUGAAGGUGUUCACGUUGGGGGAGUCUUCAUGGCGGGGCGUUGCUACGGGCUCUCUCCCGAGAUGCAAUUACAGCGCCGGCAUCGUGUGCGUCGACGGCACCAUGUACUGGGCCGCCAAGAACGGGAAGAAGCUCAUGGCGUUCGACCUAGACCGCGAGCGCCUCACCUUCAUCAAGUCACCACAGGAUGCGCCGUCUGACGGCUGGCACCUGACGGAGGUGCGGGCGAGGUUGGCGAUCCUGUAUCCUCUCAAGCCGGUUGAAAAGUCCGAGGUGUGGGUUCUAGAGGACGCGUUGACAAUGAAAGAGCACAUGUGGAGCCGGUUGUACAUAGUGGAGUCGGACAUACCACCGCACUUAUCGCCGAUGUCCCGUCAUCUCACUAGGGAUGUCGUGAGUAAACACACGUUGAGCAACGAUAGCGGUGGGGUGGAGAUCCACGAGAAAAGUUGGGGAAGGAUAAUCCUUAGUAGACACACAUUCGCCUACGUGGAGACAACA